AAAUAGCGCAGCGCAGCUCGCCCCGUAUUCCUCUCGUCCCUCUCCUCUGCAGUCUGCACUCAACAAAUCCUAGGUUUCACCGCCGCCGCCGACCCCGCCUCCAGCUGCCUUUCUCAACGCCGACGAAUGGACGCCGGCGGUGCUGGGUAGACGCGCCCCUCCUCUGUCCCGCGCGACGGCCGCACAUCAACCGCCACGGCGUCGGCUGCUGGAGCUCACUCCCCAGGCUGGCCGGGCUGAACCGCUGCGGCAAGAGCUGCUACCUGCGGUGGAUCAACUACCCCCGCCCCGACCUCAAGCGCGGCUGCUUCUCGCAGCAGCAGGAGGACCACAUCGUCGCGCUCAACCGGAUCCUCAGCAACAGGGGGGGUCGGGAUGACAAGUGUUGGAGCAAGCACAGCCACCAGCCAACAUUGUUGCAGUGGGUGUGGCGCUCAGAAAGCCUAUGUCCUGCCCUGGGAGUCGCUGAAUGCUGAUUUGCUGAAGCUGAUCGCUUACCGGGUACUCUCUAGUGACCUGCUGCACUAUGUCUGGUUCCGCGCGGUGUGCAAGCAGUGGCGUGCCAACACUCCUAGCCCACGCGGCUGUGGCGUGGUAGACCCGCGCUUUCACCCACGGCAAUGGAUGAUGUUUCCGGAGGGCAACGGCCUACACCCCGGCCACCCUGCAUUGGGCGGCUACAUCCGCUUCCUCAACAUCUACAGCGGCAUCUUCAUCCGCGUGCACCUCCCGUGCUUCGAGGACCACUCUGUGCUUGACUGCCCCGAUGGACUCCUUCUCCUGCAGCGCAAGAAGGAUGCUGCUAUCUGCCUCCUCCACCCCUUCACCGGUGAUGUUGCCGAAUUUCCUCCCCUUGCCUCCCUCUGCUUGUACAUGAGUAAGUUCGGGAUCUUUCUGAAUGGCCCUUAUGAUCUUCGACUACGGAUGGUCCACGCGGCUGUCUCCGUCCAUGUGGGUGGCAGUAUUACCAUCAUGGUUGCGCUCAGCCACGCCGAGCGCAUGGCGUACGUAUCCACCGGUGACAAGCACUGGACUCACACAAGCUGGAUGAUGACUGGCAUGAGGACAGCACUGCCAUUCCGUGGCAGCCUCUACAUGGUGAGGAGAUCGAAAAACAAACCCUCACACAUCAUGCGCGUUAAUCCACCAGAUAGCUCCAGUUCCUCCUCGUGGCCGUCUACACCGCCACAUGUCCAGCUAAUCUGAUGGCUAAGCCUUACCUGGUGGAGUGCAAUUCUGAACUUCUUCUGGUCGGCUAUACCGACAGACACUUGCAGCUUGUGGUUAUCCGGCUUGCUGACCUCCUGCUCGGAGUCCCUGCCACGCCAUUGACAAGCAUCGGCGACCAUUCCCUGUUCAUUGGUACUUGGAGCAUGGCUGUCAACUGCAGCAACCUACCAUCCGUUCAGGGGAACUCCGUCACCAUCCUCAACCCACCUAGCAGCGGCCGACUGGGGCAAUAUGAUCUGGGCAGAGGUACCUGGUCGCCGCUGUGUGAUAGAAACUUCUACACUGUCAGCGGCCCCAUACCGAGGCCAUACAGUCUUGUCCACCACAUUGUCAGUUGUUGCCAGCGUCUUUACUGGAUCAAUGGGCACAUCUGGACCCGCCACCAUUACUCUGAACAUCGUUGGCAUAUAGUCGCUGUAGUACAUAGAAAUGUUUGCACAGUCUGCAGUGAUCAGUUGAAGGCUAUUCAUGCUUCCAAGAUCUACGUUGAAUGUCUCGGCUUUGCAGGUUAUCAAACAGCUUCGUGUGGUACGAACAUAUGGCGACAGAUGGUUUAGGAUGUAUUUGGCUGUGUGUUUGCCUCUACACUUUGUCUACUUUUGUCAAGACAUUUGAGUCUAACUCGGAUGAAUUCGGAAAUAUGCUGGGUUGCCUUUA
This is a messenger RNA of Aegilops tauschii subsp. strangulata, 1887 nucleotides long. RefSeq lists its product as uncharacterized. The record is from RefSeq and is a predicted model, not a curated record. NCBI's taxonomy places the organism in Eukaryota, Viridiplantae, Streptophyta, Magnoliopsida, Poales, Poaceae.